AUGAACUUCAUCCACAGCACCCUCGACAAGGUGCGAGAGUGGGCUCCAGUCUCGCAUACCUCGACGUUUCGUCAAAAUGGUCAGAUAACCCCAGAGGAGUUUCUUGCGGCCGGAGAUUAUCUGGUGCACAAAUUUCCUAUGUGGUCGUGGGCGGAUGCCUCCCCAGAGAGCAAGCGUGCCAACUAUCUGCCGGCUGGGAAGCAAUUUUUGGUCAUCCGCGGCGUGCCUUGCCAUCGCAGACUCGAUGAGAACUUCGCCGGAGAUGCUGGACACGAUGAGACCAUGGUUGGGGAUGGAGAGGAUUUCAAGAGUCUUGGAGGACACUCGCCCGGUGACGACGAGGACGGAUGGUUGAGAACUGGAGGGCUGGCCGCGAGUCAAGAGGCGCGCGCCCGAGAUGUCAGAACGGUCGAUGAGAGUGGCAAUAUGGGUGAGAGAGAAGAGGAUGAGGAUGAGAUUCCAGAUAUGGAAGAUGAUGAUGACGAGGAUGCCAUUAUCCGUGACUCAAAUGCUGAAGGCACCGAUUCAUCUCGUCGAAGCUAUACCGCGUACAUCGCCUAUACGCCAUAUUAUCGAACUCCAAGAAUGUAUCUAUCCGGUUAUUACGCCAAUGGGCAGCCACUUCCUCCGCAACUGAUGAUGGAGGAUAUUGUUGGAGAUUACAAAGACAAGACAGUCACUCUGGAAGACUUUCCAUACUUCAGUAACAAUAUCAAGAUGGCUUCGGUACACCCUUGCAAACACCACAGCGUCAUGAAGACCCUAUUAGAUCGCGCAGACGCAGCACUCAAGAUUCGACGAGAGAAGUUACGAAAAGGCAAGAUUGCGCCUGGUACACAAGAGGCUGGUAUGGGCGGUUUAGUUGAUGAUUUUAGCAAGACGGGGCUUGGUAGCGAUGACAAGAAAGCUAUCAAGGAAGGGAUGAAAGCUGGUGGUAAUGGCAACGACGAGUGGGAAGUGUUACAGCAUGAUGACGAUGGAGACGAGGAGGAAGCUAUCCGAGUCGACCAGUACCUGGUAGUUUUCUUGAAAUUCAUAGCAAGCGUGACACCGGGUAUCGAAUAUGACUUCACGAUGGGUAUUUAA
This is a messenger RNA of Glarea lozoyensis ATCC 20868, 1086 nucleotides long. RefSeq lists its product as uncharacterized. Gene Ontology annotation, molecular function: Atg8-family ligase activity. Bases 1 to 1086 code for a protein of 361 amino acids. The transcript has 3 exons. Gene Ontology annotation, biological process: autophagosome assembly; autophagy of mitochondrion; nucleophagy. Gene Ontology annotation, cellular component: cytosol; cytoplasmic ubiquitin ligase complex. The record is from RefSeq and is a predicted model, not a curated record. NCBI's taxonomy places the organism in Eukaryota, Fungi, Ascomycota, Leotiomycetes, Helotiales, Helotiaceae.